Messenger RNA from Chrysoperla carnea, 3416 nucleotides. RefSeq names its product aminopeptidase N-like. Gene Ontology annotation, biological process: proteolysis; peptide catabolic process. Gene Ontology annotation, cellular component: cytoplasm. The coding region runs from base 109 to 3324 and encodes 1071 amino acids. Lineage: Eukaryota; Metazoa; Arthropoda; Insecta; Neuroptera; Chrysopidae. The transcript is spliced from 12 exons. The record is from RefSeq and is a predicted model, not a curated record. Gene Ontology annotation, molecular function: peptide binding; zinc ion binding; metalloaminopeptidase activity.
AUUAUACACGGAUCAAAUUAUAAUUUAAAUGCGUAUGUGGGUUUAGUUGGACCAGAAAAUGAAAUAUAUGACAUAGCAACAGUGAAUUUAGAAUUAGAUACAGAGCUCAUGGUAUUAACUUUGAAUCGUUCAACUGUUAUUGGUGAAUACAAUUUAACAAUGCAUUAUUCUGGUGUUAUUGAAACUGAAAUUGGUGGUUAUUAUCGAAUUUCGUAUAAAUCACCAAAUUCACAUAAUAUCAGUUGGUUAGCACUUACUGAUUUUAAACCAGAUAAGGCGCAUUUACUAUUUCCAUGCUUUGAUCAUCCUAUGUUCAAGGCAACAUUUUCAUUAGUAUUUGGGCUAUUAGAUAGUAAAUCAUUCACUAUUUCGAAUAUGGGAAAAGUUGAGCAGCGUUGGAGAAGGAAAAGAGAAAUUGGAAUCCGAAAUAUAACCGACAUGGAGGUGUACAGUUGGGAUCAUUACGAUACCACUCCAUUAAUCACAACGUUGGGUUUGGCAUUUAUAGCUGUAACAAAUAAGGACGAUUUUGGUUUUAAAGAUAAAAAUUUUGUUCAUUAUUUUUAUCGCAAACAUUUGUCAAAAGAAAUGGAGUUUGCUAUGGACAUGACUAACGCAAUUGUGGGUUAUUUUGAAGCCUAUUUCAACUCUUUAUAUUCUUUACCAAAUCUACAUAUAUUUGCUGUACCAAAUUUAAAUAAAUAUGGCGUUGGAUCAUGGGGAAUAAUUUUACUAAGUGAAAGUCAAAUCUUAAACGAUCCAAAAGGUGUGAAUCCUAAUAAAGCAAUGUAUCCAAUAGAGCAACGAAAACAAGUAAUAUUAAAUUUAUCACAUAAAUUAGUGAGUCAAUGGUUUGGGACAAGUGUCACAAUGUCUGAUAUAACGGAGGAUUGGAUUUUUGAAGGCUUUGCACUUUAUAUGAAAUAUCGUGCAUUGAACAGUAUAUCAAAAGAUGAAUGGAAUGAUCCUGGUCAUUUUAAUGUUGAGAUUAUGCAACCAUUAUUAUUAAUGGAAUCAUUAAUACCAACAGUCAAAUACCAUGAAAAUCAUGAAUAUGUUCCAGAUGCAGCUAAAGGAGCUGUGUUAAUGCGUAUGAUGGAAAAUAUGAUAACAAAAGAAACAUUUGAUAGUGCAAUAAUGAAAUUAACGGAUAAUAAAAAGUUGCAAGUUGCUGGUUUUAUGGAUAUUUGUGAACUUUUAUCUGACGAAGCUCAAACGAAACAAACAUUGAGUCAGGAUUUAAAUUUAUGUGAUUUUCUUAAACCUUAUGUUAAACAACGAGGCUAUCCUGUUUUGAAGUUAAGUCGCAAUUACGUUACAAACGGAGCUAUGAUUACACAACAACAAUUUAUUUUAGGCAAUCAAAUUGCAGAAAAGUUUUCAGAAUCAAAUGAUUCAUUGAAAAAUGACGAACAGAUGUGGGUUGUUCCUACAAGCAUUAUAAAUAAAGGUUGCGGUGCUACUGGUACUCAACCCAAAACAUGGAUGCCCCAAAAGGAAGAAUUUUCGGUUGGUAUUUUGACAUCAAACGAUUGGGCACUGUUGAAUAACGGAGGAACUGGAUUAUAUCGUGUUAAUUACGAUAAACGUAAUUGGGAUAUGAUCAAAAAACAAUUAAACACAAAUUAUGAAGAAAUUGCAACAGUAAAUCGAGCCCAAAUUAUUGAUGAUGUUUUAAAUUUAGCCCGCGCUAAUAUGGUAGAUUAUUAUUUAGCAUUUGAAAUAAUUAAAUACUUGCCUAAAGAAGUAGAAAAUAUACCAUGGGCAGCAGCUCUAAAUAAUUUUGAAUUUUUCGACAUGAUGCUCAUAAAAACACCACAGUAUGGCACUUUUAAGAAAUUUGUUUCAAUUUUAAUAGCUGAUGUUUAUCAGAGUCAUUGUGAUGAGAAAAAAGAAUCAGACGAAGAUACAUAUGCAGUACAAUUACAUAAUCUAAUUGGUCAAUGGGCAUGUCAUCUGGAUCAUCCCGCUUGUACUCAGUAUAGUAUUCGAGAGUUUUAUGCAUUUAAAGCAAACCCGCAACACAAUUCUAUUUCAGUUGAAGAACGAUAUAUGGUUUAUUGCACAGCCAUAAGAAGUACCACAUAUGCAGAAUGGAAUUUCUUGUGGAAACAAUACUUAGCAAGUGAUAAUCAAUUCGAAAAAGAAUUGAUUUUAAAAUCAUUAGCAUGCACUUACGAUCCAUGGAUUAUUGAAUGGUAUUUAUGGCAUAUUGUAUCGCCUAACACUGAUGAAAUUUUAAUUCAACCAAUCCAUUACGCUAUUAUAAUUGAACAUUUGGCAAAAAAUCCAGUUGCCUCUAGUGUCGUUAUAGACAAAUUAUUAAAACAUUGGAAGACAUUCCGUAAAUUAUCACGGUCAAAUACUAUAUUAGCACAUAUGAUAAAAAGUACAUUUUUUUAUAUGAAUACUGAACCAGAAUAUGAUUUGUUUAAAAACUGGUCUCGAAACAAUGGUGACAAAAUGAAAGAAGACUACGAGUUAUUUCAACAUAUAGAAGCAGCAAUUGAAAAUAACAUAUUUUUCAUGAAAACAUAUAUGUGGCAAGUUGUAACAUGGAUGCAAAGCUACGUGCAAAAUAAUACGCACAGACUUCCAGUUUCUUGUGAUGAAGAACAAAAUCACCCUGGUUUUGGUAGUGGUCCAAAUAAAAUUUUGGGUGGUUCACCAUUUGAUUCUACAAAUAAUGACACUUUCAAACCAUUUGAUUCAAAUAGAACCUUACCGGAAUCGCCAUUCACGAAUCCUCCUGGUUCCUUUCCACCGAAUAUCGUACAUUCACCAGAGUCACCACGGUCACCAUUAAAUGUGGUAAUCGACGAAUUCAGUUCAACCAAAGUCAGGCAAGCUCCUAUAAGUUCAACCACACCCAGACAAGCUCCAGAUAUAAUGCCAUCAAAACUUAAUACAAAUGAUCUAGAACCGCAGCCAAAACUUCUGGACCAAAAUCAACAAAAUGCAUCGGAACCAAAACCAUCGGAACAAGUUCAGCAAAGGCAAAUGGAGAGCUCUGACAAACUGGUUCCGAGUAAUGCCUAUUCAUCGGAAAAUGAAAGAUCACAAAAGCCAAGCGCAAACAAUCCAGAAGGACCCAAAAUCCAAAAAGAUGAUAAAUUUUUACCAUUAGAUCAAAGAUCAGAUUUAGAAAAAUUUGUUAAUGAUUUAACACAAACUAUUCCUGACAAGAAGAAAGGAAGGACAAACGAUGGUCGAGAGCAAGAUAAAGAAACAACAGUAAUAGAAGAUGAAUUCGAAGGUGGUAUAAAAGAGAAGAAAAGCAUAGAAGCGAAGAAUAGUACACUGUCUAGUAGUGAUCAUGUGUGAUGUAAAAUUAAUGAAUGGGGUUAAUAUGAUGUUUAAAAAUCUGUCAACUUUUGUAUGAAAAUGUGUAACCAAAUAAAACUGCAAUAAAUUUC